AUGCCGCUUGCACAGGGCGAAACGCGAGUCCUCAUUCUUGAACCAGGCGCUGAGUCCAACCCUGUCGUAUGUCGGCUGGAGCAUAUGGCGAUCCCAGGGGUGGCCACGCAUGGGACUGAAUCCAACGCCCCAGAGAAAGACUUCAUAGCCUUGUCCUAUGCCUGGGGCUCGCCUGUUCGAACACAUGUCAUCACAUGCAACCAGUUGCCGUUCGCCGUCACCACCAACCUCUUCCAUGCCCUUUACUACCUUCGCCGAUCCGACCAGUCACAGUGCCUCUGGGUGGACGCCAUUUGCAUCAACCAAGACAACAUUCCAGAACGCAACGAGCAGGUUCGCCACAUGCUAGCCAUCUACCAGGCAUCGAGUCGCGUCAUUGUCUGGCUUGGG
This is a messenger RNA of Canariomyces notabilis, 390 nucleotides long. RefSeq names its product HET-domain-containing protein. The transcript has a single exon. The annotation marks the transcript as partial. NCBI's taxonomy places the organism in Eukaryota, Fungi, Ascomycota, Sordariomycetes, Sordariales, Chaetomiaceae. The record is from RefSeq and is a predicted model, not a curated record.